AUGGUUAAAAUUAUUUUAAGUAUUCUUUUAAUAUUUUCGUUUACUCUCAACAUUAGCAUUUAUUCAAAAUAUACAACAAAAAAUAACCUUUCAUAUUUCUUAACGAACAAAAACAAUAAUAAAAAAAAUCCAUAUUCUAAUAUUUUAACUAAAAUAAAAAAUUAUACAAUUAAAGCUAUCUAUAAAACUGAACUUUUAACAUAUUUAAAUGAUAUAAAUAAUUUAAAUUUGGGAAAUGGAAAAAAUGAAUUUUAUUUAAUUGCUUUGCCACUUAGCACAUUUUGUCAUAAUAAUAUACAAUACAGUGAUAAAGCUUCAUUGCCAAUAUUUAUAUAUGAUAUACUUUUAAAUAAACACAUUGAAGUACCAUGGAAUUUUGUUAUUGAAAAAGUAAACAUAAAAAAACCCUUAACUUAUGAAAAUGUUUUUAUGACUGAUAUAAAUAAGUUUUGUGAACAUAAAAAUAUUAAUAAAUUAGACAGAAUUUUUAUUAAUGUACUUGAUUUCAAAUCAAAAAAGAAUUUCAUUUUUUUACCAACAUGGAUUAUGAAAACAUUGAAUCUUAAUUGUUUUGAUGUAGUAAGACUUAGAUUUGUGAAAUUAGAAACUUGUAUUAGUGUAGUAUUGCAACCACAUGAUAAAAAGUUUUUUGAAUUAGAAGAACCAAAAAAAAUAUUGGAAGAAAAAUUAAGAUAUUAUUCUUGCCUUACAAAAAAUAGUACUAUAUGCAUAAAUCAUGAUAAUUUCAUUUACUAUUUUGAUGUAGUUAGAAUUGAUUCAGAAAAUAAAAAAAAUGUUGAAGUAGCUUCCAUCCAAGAUACAGACGUAAUUUUUGAUUUCGUUAAGGAAAAAUAUGCAAAAUGA
This is a messenger RNA of Plasmodium gallinaceum, 864 nucleotides long. RefSeq names its product ubiquitin fusion degradation protein 1, putative (gene UFD1). NCBI's taxonomy places the organism in Eukaryota, Apicomplexa, Aconoidasida, Haemosporida, Plasmodiidae. Gene Ontology annotation, molecular function: polyubiquitin modification-dependent protein binding. Gene Ontology annotation, cellular component: VCP-NPL4-UFD1 AAA ATPase complex. The transcript is spliced from 9 exons. The record is from RefSeq and is a predicted model, not a curated record. Bases 1 to 864 code for a protein of 287 amino acids.